AUGGCCAGCGUCGUCGGUAUCGACAUCGGCAACCUCAACUCGAAGAUCGGUGUCGCCCGUCACCGCGGCAUCGACAUCAUCACGAACGAGGUUUCCAACCGCGCUACUCCUUCGCUCGUCUCGUUCACCCCCAGACAGCGCCUGAUCGGUGAGGCCGCCAAGACGGCCGAGACUUCCAACUUUAAGAACACUGUUGGCUCGCUCAAGCGCAUGAUCGGUCGCCAGCUCAACGACCCCGAGAUCCAGUCCGAGGAGAAGAAGUUUAUCAACGCUGAGCUUGUCGAGGUUGCCGGCCAGGUUGGUGUCAAGGUCAACUACCUCGGCGAGCAGGCCGAGUUUUCCUACACCCAGCUCGUCGGUGCCUACCUUGGCAAGCUCCGUGACAUUGCUGCCGCCGAGCUCAGGCAGUCUGUCUCGGACGUCGUCAUUGCCGUCCCCGGCUACUACACCGACGUCCAGCGCCGCGCUCUCCUCGACGCUGCCCAGAUCGCUGGCCUCAACCCCCUCCGCCUCAUUAACGACACCACCGCCACUGCUCUUGGCUACGGUAUCACCAAGUCUGACCUUCCCGAGAGUCAGGAGGACGCCCGCAACGUUGUCUUCGUUGACGUCGGCCACGCCUGCUACUCUGUUUCGGUUGUCUCCUUCUCCAAGGGCCAGCUUGUCGUGAAGGGUGUUGCCCACGACCCGAACUUUGGCGGCCGUAACUUUGACUAUACGCUCGUCGAGCACUUUGCCAAGGAGUUCGACGCCAAGUACAAGAUCAAGUGCUUCUCGUCGCCCAAGACCAUCUUCCGUCUCACCGCCGGAUGCGAGCGCCUCAAGAAGGUUCUCUCGGCCAACACUGAGGCUCCCAUCAACGUCGAGUCGCUUGCCCCGGACAUUGACGCCACUGGGUCGCUCACCCGUGCCGAGUUCGAGACCAUGAUCGCGCCUCUCCUUGAACGGUUCCAGGGUCCUCUUGACGCUGCGCUCAAGCAGGCUGGCCUCACCAAGGAGCAGAUCGACUCGAUUGAGCUUGUCGGAGGCUCGACCCGUGUUCCUGCCAUCAAGGAGCGCCUCCAGGAGUACUUUGGCAAGCCGCUCUCGUUCACUCUCAACCAGGACGAGGCCGUCGCCCGCGGUGCCACCUUUGCCUGCGCGUCGCUCUCGCCCGUUUUCCGCGUCCGCGAGUUUGCCGUCCAGGACAUCACCCCCUACCCCAUCCAGGUCAACUGGGAGAAGGAGCCCGGAAACCCCGACGAGGACACUGACCUCGUCGUCUUCAAGGAGGGCAACGACAUUCCCUCGACCAAGCUCCUCACCUUCUACCGCCAGGGCCCCUUCUCGAUCAACGCAAAGUACGACGCUUCGGCCGCGAUCCCCAAGGGCACCAACCCCGAGAUCGGCCGCUUCACCGUUAAGAACGUCGAGAAGACUGCUUCGGGCGACCUUGCCUGCGUCAAGAUCAAGACGCGUCUCAACCUCCACGGCAUUCUCUCGUUUGAGGGUGCCUACCAGGUCGAGGAGGUCGAGAAGGAGGAGACCAUUGUGACCGGUGAGGGCGACGACAAGAAGGAGGAGAAGAAGAUGGUCAAGAAGCUCGCGCGCAAGGGCGACUACCAGACCAUUGCCCAGUACAACACCAUCCCCUCCAACCUCAUCAACGACUACCAGGAGGAGGAGGGCAAGAUGGCUGCCUCUGACAAGCUCGUUGUCGAGACCGAGGAGCGCAAGAACGCCCUCGAGGAGUACGUUUACGAGACCCGUAGCAAGCUCGAGGACCGCUUCAAGCUCUACGUCCAGGCGGCGGAGAAGGAGACGCUCCUCAAGGGCCUCAUCGAGGCCGAGGACUGGCUGUACACCGACGAGGGCGAGGACGCCUCCAAGUCGGCCUAUGUUGCUAAGCUUGACGCGCUCAAGAAGGUUGGUGACCCGAUCGCCCUCCGUCACCGUGAGAGCGAGGCUCGGCCCCGGGCCGCUGCCCAGCUCCGUGAGGUCUGCAACGACUUCUUGAGCAAGGCUCAGAACGGCGAGGAGCAGUACUCGCACAUCUUGGACGAGGACAAGCAAAAGGUCAUUGAGAAGUGUGCCAACACUCUCUCGUGGCUCGAGAACCAGCUCGCGCGCCAGUCUGAGAAGCCCAAGAACGUCAACCCCGUCGUCACCUCUGACGAGAUGGAGAAGCGCAGGGAGGACGUGCAGUACACCUCUGCUUCGAUCAUGAACCGCCCCAAGCCCAGGGCGAAGGUCGAGACGCCGGGGACUCAGACUCCCAAGGAGGACAAGAUGGACCAGGACCCUGCGCCCGAGCAGGACAUGGACAUCGACUAG
Messenger RNA from Cutaneotrichosporon cavernicola, 2313 nucleotides. RefSeq lists its product as uncharacterized. Gene Ontology annotation, biological process: protein folding. The transcript is spliced from 3 exons. The record is from RefSeq and is a predicted model, not a curated record. Gene Ontology annotation, molecular function: ATP-dependent protein folding chaperone; ATP binding. The coding region runs from base 1 to 2313 and encodes 770 amino acids. NCBI's taxonomy places the organism in Eukaryota, Fungi, Basidiomycota, Tremellomycetes, Trichosporonales, Trichosporonaceae. Gene Ontology annotation, cellular component: nucleus; cytosol.